Helianthus annuus (common sunflower) is the source of this 3029-nucleotide messenger RNA. RefSeq names its product phospholipase D delta. Gene Ontology annotation, cellular component: plasma membrane. Gene Ontology annotation, molecular function: D-type glycerophospholipase activity; calcium ion binding. The coding region runs from base 231 to 2783 and encodes 850 amino acids. The record is from RefSeq and is a predicted model, not a curated record. The transcript is spliced from 10 exons. NCBI's taxonomy places the organism in Eukaryota, Viridiplantae, Streptophyta, Magnoliopsida, Asterales, Asteraceae. Gene Ontology annotation, biological process: phospholipid catabolic process; phosphatidylcholine metabolic process.
UACGCGGUCCCUACACCCUCAACUCAAAACCGCCAUAUCCGCCAGCUACCCCCAAAAUCAAAUACAUUCUUCACACGAAACCCUAACACAAAUCACCUCUCACAUACACACACAUAUACAUAUACAUACACGCUGUGUGAGUGUGUGUGUGUUUGUUCACACUUUCCGCCAUUAAUCAAUCGAAAACGAGCGGUUCGUUGUCAACGAUCUGGUGUUUUUGAUCGGAAAAAAUGGCGGAAGAUUCAUCACAGAGAGUUGUAUACUUACACGGUGAUCUACAGCUUCACAUUAUCGAAGCACGAAACUUACCUAACAUGGAUGUAUUCACCGGUCACAUCCGCCGUUGCGUAACGUUCGAGGCUUGCCGGAAGGAUAACUCCUCCGGUGGAACCGUCAGCACGAAGCUCCGGUCCGGUGGCCGGAAAAUAAUUACGAGUGAUCCGUACGUGAAGGUUUCGGUGCCGCAAGCUACAGUGGCGCGUACGCGCGUGUUGAAGAACUCGAAAAACCCUAGGUGGAACGAACGGUUUAUUGUGCCAUUAGCUCACGAGCUUGCUAACUUGGAGUUUCAAGUGAAGGAUGAUGACGUGUUCGGUGCUGAUGUGUUAGGGACGGUUAAGAUUCCGGCGGAGAAGAUUGCCGCCGGUGACGUGAUUUCCGGUUGGUUUCCGAUGGAGAAUUCGCGUAGGAAGGAGUCGGAGCUGCAAAUCGAAUUGAAGUUUAUUCCGUGUGAUAAGAAUCCGCUUUACCAGCACGGUAUUGCCGGUGAUCCGGAACAUAAAGGUGUUAGGAAUACUUAUUUUCCGGUGAGGAAAGGUUCUCAGGUGACGUUGUAUCAGGAUGCACAUGUGAGGCCGGAGUGUAAGAUGCCUGAGAUUGAAUUGGAUGGGGGGAAGGUGUUUCGGCAUGAUUCGUGUUGGGAAGAUAUAUGUUAUGCUAUUACAGAGGCUCAUCAUAUGAUAUAUAUUGUUGGUUGGUCUGUUUUUCAUAAGAUUAAACUGAUUAGAGAGCCGACUCGACCCCUGCCGAGAGGAGGGGACUUGACACUUGGUGAGUUGCUGAAGUAUAAGUCCGAAGAAGGCGUUCGGGUUUUGUUGUUGGUUUGGGAUGAUAAGACAUCCCAUGAUAAGUUCUUCAUAAACACGACUGGAGUGAUGGCAACUCAUGAUGAAGAGACAAGGAAGUUCUUCAAGCAUUCUUCUGUGACGUGUGUGCUAUCUCCUCGGUAUGGAAGUAGCAAACUUAGCUUUUUUAAGCAACAGGUUGUAGGGACCGCUUUUACACAUCAUCAGAAAUGUGUUCUUGUAGAUACACAGGCUGCUGGUAACAAUAGAAAGGUUACAUCAUUUAUAGGUGGUCUUGAUCUCUGUGAUGGCCGUUAUGACACACCUGAGCAUAGGUUAUUUCACGAUCUAGACACUGUUUUUCUUGACGAUGUGCACCAGCCGACUUACCCGGCAGGAACCAAGGCCCCGAGGCAGCCAUGGCAUGAUUUGCACUGCAAGAUUGACGGUCCAGCUGCAUAUGAUGUACUGCUGAACUUUGAACAGCGUUGGAAAAAAGCGACCAAGUGGAGAGAAUUUGCACUCCUUGCCAAAAAAAUGACCCAAUGGCAAGACGAUGCACUGAUUAAGAUCGAGCGCAUCUCAUGGAUCGUCAGUCCUAAAUACCCUGUUCCAAAACAUGGAGAUUACACCAUUGUUCCUGAAGAUGAACCAUUAUUGCAUGUUUCAAAGGAAGAUCAUCCAGAUAACUGGCAUGUGCAGAUCUUUCGGUCUAUUGAUUCUGGAUCAUUGAAGGGAUUUCCCAAAACCUUUGAUGUUUGUGAGACACAGAAUCUUAUUACUUCAAAGAGUCUCGUGAUAGACAAAAGUAUCCAGACAGCAUAUAUCCAAGCCAUCCGAUCAGCUCAGCAUUUCAUUUAUAUUGAAAACCAGUAUUUCAUUGGAUCAUCAUAUGCAUGGCCUUCAUAUAAAGAUGCAGGUGCUGAUAAUCUGAUCCCAAUGGAGUUAGCACUAAAAAUUGUUAGUAAGAUUAGAGCCGGUGAGAGGUUUGCAGUUUAUGUCGUCAUACCCAUGUGGCCCGAGGGUGUUCCAUCAUCUGCUACUGUGCAAGAGAUUCUCUAUUGGCAGAGCCAGACGAUGGAAGCAAUGUAUCUCGUGAUAGCACAUGAAAUCAAGGCCCUGCAGCUAGAUGCACACCCUCAAGACUAUUUGAAUUUCUAUUGUCUUGGCAAACGGGAAGAGUUGCCUACAGAAAUGACCCAAGCACCUACAGAUGACAGGGUCUCUGAUUCACAAAAGUUCAACCGUUUUAUGAUAUACGUGCAUGCUAAAGGGAUGAUAGUGGAUGAUGAGUAUGUAAUAGUGGGAUCUGCCAACAUUAAUCAAAGAUCUUUGGCUGGUUCAAAAGACACAGAAAUAGCCAUGGGCUCAUAUCAGCCCCAUCACACUUGGGCCGCAAAGAAACGACAUCCACAUGGACAGAUCUAUGGCUAUAGAAUGUCGUUGUGGGCGGAGCAUCUUGGCUUGCUAGAGGAAUGCUACAAGGAUGCCAAUACAUUGGAGUGUGUGAAGAGGGUUAACGAAGUAGCUGAAGAUAACUGGAAACGAUACACAGCGGAUGAGUUUACAAAGCUGCAGGGUCAUAUCCUCAAGUAUCCUUUAGAAAUUGACGCAAAUGGGAACGUGCGUUCAUUGCCUGAGUAUGAGAAUUUCCCGGAUCUUGGUGGUAAAAUAAUCGGGGCUCACUCGACUACGCUUCCCGACAUUUUAACCACAUGAGUCUGUCUCCGACUCUAUUCUUUAUGUUCAUAGGUUCCAAAUGAAAAGAAAACGCGUGUAUUACUCAGUUAUCGAGGUUUUUAAGCAUUGAGCAGGUAGGGGGUGAAUAGAUGUGCCAUUUUGUUGUACAUUACGUGAGUAGCGUGUGUUUUGAAUUGUUAAAAUGGUUAUUGUUUUGCUACGUUUUGUUUUUUGGUUGAAGUUUAUGGUGGCUACUCUAAUAAAGCGUGUUUUGGUUUUGUUUCA